Messenger RNA from Diospyros lotus (date-plum), 2008 nucleotides. RefSeq names its product pollen-specific leucine-rich repeat extensin-like protein 1. The record is from RefSeq and is a predicted model, not a curated record. Lineage: Eukaryota; Viridiplantae; Streptophyta; Magnoliopsida; Ericales; Ebenaceae. The transcript is spliced from 5 exons. Bases 77 to 979 code for a protein of 300 amino acids.
AUUAUAUGUUCUGGUAGCAGCAUUAUUGUGUUUUGUGCUCUGUAAUCCGGAUGCGAGAGAGCGAGAGAGGGAGAGAAUGGAAAUUAAGGAGGAAGCAGAAGAUGAUGGAGCCCCGCCCGGGUGUCAGUCAAAUCCUACUGUAAAAGUAGAAGAAGAAGAAGAAGAAGAAGAAGAAACUAUUGAUGAAGACGAUGGACCACCACCCGGUUUCCAUUCUACCGGUUUCCAUUCAAUUCCUAGAAAAAGCGAAGAAGACGAUGAACAAGAAGAAGACGGACCCCCGCCCGGUUUCCAAUCGAUUCCUAUCAUUAAACAAGAAGACGAAAAAGAAGAAGAAAACGGAGCUACACCCGGUUUUCAAUCCCCAGUUAUUGUGAAGCCGGAGGAAGAGGAACUCGGAGUUCCACCCAGUUUCCAAUCAUCAACUCUUGUGAAGCCAGAGGAAGAGGAACUUGGAGCUCCACCCGGUUUCCAAUCACCAGUUCUUGUGAAGCCGAAGGAAGAGGAACUGGGAGCCCAACCGGGUUGCCAAUCAGUACCAGAAGUAGAAGCUGAUGACGGACCCCCACCCGGUUGGGAUUCGGGUCGUCCAAAUCAAGAACAAGAAGAAGCUUCUGACCAAGCCCCACCCGAUUGUGAAGCCACCACUCCGCCCCAGCCUGCAGCGCCGCCUCCACUACCGCCGGCGCCAGCUGCUGCAGCUCCUUCUGAAACAGCUCAAAUGGUUUGUGGUUCAUGUAGGCAGCUGCUUUUCUAUCCUCGAGGAGCCAGAUUCGUUCAAUGCUCACCUUGUCAGACAGUUAAUCUUGUUCUAGAAGAAAAUCAAGUUGGACAAGUGAAGUGUGAGGGUUGUGCAGUGCUGCUGAUGUACCCUUAUGGAGCACAAUCAGUUAGAUGCGCAUCUUGCCGUGUUGUGACCAAUAUUGGACGUGUCCUUGCAGCAAAAAUUGAAUCAAUUUACGCGAUACCGUACGUGUAAUUGACCACAUUAAUGUUCUCUAAAUUUCUGAACGUCAAAGUUUGUUGAUGUAUCCUCGUACUUACCAGCAAUUUCGGAGAAGUACACAGUGAAAGAAGGAAUCUUAUGAAGAAACCUUCAAUCAUCGAGCAGGAAAUACUCCUCCGAUGCAGUUUCCAGGAAAGAACCCAAAGUCCUCCUCAAAACGUUGAAGGUUUUGUCAUCCUAUAUUCCAGAACGGUAAGUUACAUAAAACAUACAAGGUAAAUUUACUGACUCCCUCUGAUUUUUGAGUCAUUUGUGAAAGCACUUUCUAUCAUUGACUUUUAGCAUUUUGGAUUCCCAUGAUUAGUUUUUUUAAGCACAAUAUUAACUCAAUGAAAGGGAGUGUUUUGAAUAAAUAAAUAAAUCAUGCUGACCUGAAGUACUAAAGGACUGUUUUUUUCAACUUUCAGUUUUUAAUUUUAAGUUUUGAAUUUAUUUUUAAUUUUAUAUUUUAAAUGCCUGUUUUGAUAUUGCUAAAAACGUAUUUUUUUUAUCUAUAAUUUUUUUUGCGUUUUAAAAUUUUCAAAUGUAUUUGUGAUAAAAAUAGUUAGAAUAUUUUUUUUUUAUUUUGAAUUUUUUUUAUAAAUUUUUUUCUUGUUUUUAAAAAUAUAAUAAACAUGUUUUUAUUAUUUUAAAAAAUUAAAAAUUAAAAACGGUCCAAAAAAAAAUAGUGAAGAGAAUAGGGUCUAAGCCAGUGGACUCCUUUUAAAAAUGGUCCAAAACAAGCGGUAAAGUGAAAUUUUCCCAAAAUUAGACCAAGGGGAGGAAGAUUGAAAAUUCAGAAGUCACCUGCUUCUUCUUCAGGGACGCUUCCAAUUCAGCUAUUUUGUUUGCGCAGGUUUUCUCAUGUUCAGAGAUCAUAUUCUUUUCUUUUUUCCCUGAAAUCAAGUUAUUUAGAUCUUGGCAGUGAAACUGUGUAUAGUUACAUGCCCAAAAAAAUAAAAAAUAAAACCUGUGUUUCGUUAUGAAAUGUAUGAAGAAAAUCUUGUUGCUUACUCUGUUGUU